Paramormyrops kingsleyae is the source of this 3900-nucleotide messenger RNA. NCBI's taxonomy places the organism in Eukaryota, Metazoa, Chordata, Actinopteri, Osteoglossiformes, Mormyridae. The record is from RefSeq and is a predicted model, not a curated record.
CGUCAUUGUCAAAUCGGUCGGGAACAGCAGACGCUGCAGAGCGCUGGCAUUUCUACAACUUUUAACUCUGAGAUACAGUGUGUGCGAUCUAUUUUACGGUUUGCGCGUUAGUGAAAGUAGACUUCAUUCUGUGCAAUUUUGCCUGUCAAUGUGGAAAGUUAUGCUGUAAAUUAGAUAUAAUAAUCGCGAAGUCAAACAAUGGUAUGUUCGUAAGUACACUUAAGUUGAAGUUCAGCACUGUUUUCUUGGCAUUUUCGGGGUUUUUCGCAACUAUUUGUAAACGACUAACCUGAUAUGUGCAGUACGGCAAAAAGUUCAAUCAGUCUACAGAAAACUUGAAAGGGAUAUAAUAAUGAUCAGUAUUAAAUUAAUAUCAGUGAGGAAUAUUAGUAAUGGAUAAACUGUUUUGACUGUGGCAAUGCUCAUUUUCGCGUCUUUGUUAUUCUUUUAUGUGCUUUGGGUUUAAAACGGCUCUUCUUACUCGGAUCAUUUUCUCCCAGUCUCCGGAGCACAUUUUAUGGAGUCCUUUUUUACUAUUUACCUGAAUGACGCUCUUUAAAACGUACACAUAAGACAGGUAUAGGCAUGCUGGUUAGCCCGACAAAGAGCUGUAAUACACAGACCCGCGCACACACGUCCCUUUGGGGGCUUUGCGCUCAGUGUUGAAUGGGCAGCAGCGACACCAUCACUGUUAACUGUGACACUGGCGCCGUUUAGCAGCCACAGUACGGGACGCCUCGGUCCCUCCAUUCACCGCCAGACGGAGAGGGGUCUUCAUUCUCAGGGAAGAACUUAACGCGGAACUGCGUAAUGCAGCACUCUGGAGAGAAAUAUGCACUGUUGUUUAAUUAUUAGCCAUGAAAAGACUGCACUACUGAUUUCAACAAAAACACCAUUGUGAGAGAAGUGAAUUUCACACAUCUGGUUUGGAUGGAAUGGGGAUCUUGAAUUGAUUUAUACCAUUUUUUCAUUUUCUCAUCGUCUGCUUUGAUAAAAGGCAAAGGCGACAUCCGAGGAAUAGAGAGCGCACAGUUUGCCGAAAUCUGAAGGCUGAGACCGUGCUGGGAAAUCCCUAACCGUUUUGAAUGCGAGCAGAGCGGCGAGCUGAAGGAUAAAUGCCCUCGCGGAGAGCGAUACGGACCAGGCGAUUCCAUGUCUUUCUUGGACUGCUCCUGCAUAUCCAACACCCAGGUCCACUCUUUCAGCAUUGAGGACCACUAUGAGGACGUCAGCCAACAGCACUUGAGCAGAGACGGGUCAACGUGUGCUCUGAGUGGGGCAGCUGACAGUGAUGACCUCGCCUCGCUCUCCGCUGAUGCUUCCCAUUACCAGCUUCUGUCAGAGCUGGGCUGGGGCUUCAACAACCUGAGUCAGGUGUGCAUGGCGCGACACACGCCGUCCGGCCGGCUGGUGGCAGUGAAGCGCACCAACCUGGAUCGCUGUACCGAGGAUGAGCUGCUACAGCUGCUGAACGAGGUACUACUGUGUCGGCUGUUCCGCCACCCCAACCUCCUGACGUCACGCCUGGUAUUCGGCUUCUGCUGCCAGCUGUGGGUCCUCACGCCCCUGGUUAGUUAUGGCUCGGCAGACGCCCUGCUCAGGACGUAUUUCCCGGAUGGCAUGAGCGAGUCCCUCAUCGCAUACCUUCUGCACGGCGUCCUCAAGGGCCUGGAGUACCUACAUGAGAUGGGAUACGUGCACAGAGGUGUGAAGGCCAGCCACAUCCUGCUGUCCUCUGAGGGCCGUGUCUACCUGUCGGGACUGCACAGUGCGUAUAGCCUGGUGCGGGACGGCCGGCGGCUGCAGGCUGUGUAUGACAUGCCGCAACACAGCCCUGCCCUGCUGCCCUGGCUUAGCCCAGAGCUCCUUCGACAGGAUCUCCAUGGAUACGGGGUAAAGUCGGACAUCUACAGCCUGGGAAUCGUGGCCUGUGAGCUGGUCAGUGGGCGGGUGCCCUUCCAGGACAUGCACCCCACUCUGAUGCUGCUUCAGAAGUUGCGUGGUACGCAUUGCUGCCUGUUGGACGUGGCCCCCUUCCCCCUGGGAGAGAUGGGCGGCCUCAAGGUGUCCCGCUCAGGGGUGGACUCUGGCAUCGGAGAGAGUGUGGCCACAGGCAGUCUGACCCGCGCCGUGGUGCCGGACCGGCCGCAGAGCCCAACGCUGAAGAACCACUCGGCCACCUUCCACAACGUGGUACAGCUGUGCCUGCAGCAGCAGCCGGAGCGCCGACCAUCUGCCUCCGCAUUGUCGACGCACACUUUCUUCAGACAGGUGAGGCGACACACCCGGGACUCCUUCCUCAGCCUCAUGUACCCGGCCAUACCCUUCUGCAGCCCCCCAGACACACCCACAUCACAUCCCCUGUUCCCGCCCUGCCACGGCCUAGCCCCCCGGGUGGACUCUCAGGACGGGGCUUGGGACUUCUCUUAGUUCCCUUCAACCCCCACCACUCCCUUAAUGACCAACACUGCUUCCAAAAAAACAGUAUACUGCAUUUUUCAUUGCCCGGGUGAGAUAUUUAUUAUAUUUCUUUUUUGUAAGACCUGGUCCAGUGAGGCACUGAAGAGCUGUGAAUAGUCUGUUUUCUGCAGCCUCGGCUGAAAGGAUCAGCCCCAACCUACAGGUGAAUGUGAAUGCAGGGCGGCUGGCCUUGUCUGCAGUGACAGCACAGGCGGACUGGCCUGGGCUUAGGCCUGGCUUCCCCCUGCCCCAUCUCUUGCUGGAUAUUUGCUGUGUUUUGCUUUGUUUUUUCAUCCAUGUUUAUGCGUGCUUCUCUACCAGGGCAUAGAUGGUGAAUUUCUCCAAACAACCGGUUUGUUCCCAGCAGAGCCCGCAUUCUGCCCCAUCUGUGAAAAUGAAAUUUAAGAAUAUGUUGAUUUUUUUUCCCCCAGUGUAUUUAAAAGACUAGACGCAUUUCGGGGACGCAUUUUGAGCACAUGCCGUCCCGUGUUAAUGAGGGCGGUACUACCUGCAUUAAAUAUACUGUUGUUGUUGUGUGUCCUCCCUCUUCCUUAGGGUUAGUUAUUUGGAGUGACUAGUGACUGCAAUAUUCUUCAGCGUUCUUUUGCAAUUCCAGUCAGUUAUGUAACUGCACAUACAUGAAUCGUUAAUGUGAUUUGACAAUGUCUGUGUGUGUGUGUGUGUGUGUGUCUAUCUAUAUAUAUAUAUAUAUAUAUAUAUAUAUAUAUAUACAAAUUUUUUUUUUCUUCUUUGGUUCUGAACAGUAUUGUGGGGAACAUACAUUACCACAGCAUGUCAUGUACCUCCAUAUGAGGAAUAUUUCAGUGUUCUUGAUUCUUCAUCAGUGUUGCUGUACCUUGGGACAGAAGAAGCCCACAUUCCCUCAUGACGGCAUCUUGACGUCCCGCCAGCAGAAAUUCUCCGCUAGAGCACGGUCAACAUCAGAUGUAUGACUGCUAUACAUGUUUAAAUGAUAUACGAAAAGUCUGUCAUUUGCCUAUCUAUAUUUUACAGAUUAUUUUUAUAUUGUCAACCUACCAAGUCAACUUAAUAAUCUUAAAGUUAUACAUUACAGCUGUCUUUUCCUUUAACAUUUUUGUUCAUAGAAGUAUUUUAUUUUCCCCAUUGAUGCGGUUCCAGUCACUCUUUUUCCCUGUUCAUGACAUCAAAACAUCAAGAGCAAAGUGACGCACUGUGACUGUCCUGCACGGUCAUGCCACCAUUCCUGUGCAUUGUUCACAUGUUUCUAUUGUACAGCUGCCUUUGUACUGUUGACUGAGAUGCUGUUUUGCCCUUGCAUUUUAUAUAUUGUGAAGGGAAACCUGUAUAGCACAUUUUGACUGUAAAAUACCUUGUGUGUUUUUUUUCAAACUGUAUUCUUAAUCUGUUUAUAUGUGUGUGAAUCCUUUUUGUAUAAUAAAAUAUAAGCAUGAUGAGGAA